Culicoides brevitarsis is the source of this 1550-nucleotide messenger RNA. Its product is annotated as methionine synthase reductase. Gene Ontology annotation, biological process: homocysteine metabolic process. The coding region runs from base 73 to 1395 and encodes 440 amino acids. The transcript has 2 exons. The record is from RefSeq and is a predicted model, not a curated record. Gene Ontology annotation, cellular component: cytosol. Gene Ontology annotation, molecular function: flavin adenine dinucleotide binding; [methionine synthase] reductase (NADPH) activity; FMN binding. NCBI's taxonomy places the organism in Eukaryota, Metazoa, Arthropoda, Insecta, Diptera, Ceratopogonidae.
UCGACCAUGUGAGUUGAGUCAUUGACUGAAAUCACUUUUUUUAAAGAAAAAAUUGAAAAUUCCCUUUAAAAAAUGGAAAUAUCAACUGUGAUAAACGCUUUUAAAGACGUUCCAACGUUGACGAUCCCAAAAGCCUCUCAGGAAUAUUUGAAAAUUACUUUUUUGGAUGAUGUUUCAAAGAACCCUCCUUCGAGGCAUCUUCAAUCGACGUGCAUGCAACCUUUUGGUGUCUCGCCAGUUAUUGAAGCUGAAAUCACCGGUCACAAAGUUCUUGCCUGUGGUGAAGACGUAAAAACUGUUCACGAACUCACUUUAAACCUUCCAGAGCCGGUUUCCUAUCUCCCUGGCGACACAAUCGGCAUCUUAGCUCGCAAUAAAACGAGUGAAGUGGAUGAAGUCAUAUCGAAAUUGGGAUUUACUGAAGUUGCGGACAAGCCAUUUUCUGUAGAAGUCACGGAUCCGAAGAAAAAACUCCCGAUUUUCAUUCCAUCGGAUACGGUUUUGACGAUUCGACGCGUUUUAACUGAGUGUUUGGACCUUCAUGGCGUUCCAAAGAAGCUUUUUAUUAGAGCAUUGAUGACUUUUGUAACUGACGAGCAGGAAAAACGCUUUUUGGAAAUCUUGUGUUCGAAGGAAGGUGCGAAAAAUUAUUCAGAUUUCGUGGAAAACAGUAAAAAUGGAACAUUUUUGGGAUUAAUUCGAUUGUUUACGAGUUUGAAACCGGAUUUUAGCGUUUUACUUGCACAUUUACAACGAUUAUUGCCGAGACCGUACUCGAUCACCACAAGUCCCAGUCAUGGAAAACAAAUAAAAUUCGUGUUUUCCUUCGAAAAUGGUCUUGUAACAACGUAUUUGCAAGAAAUUGUCACUCAAUCGAACAAAAAAGUCGAAAUUUACUUCCGACAGAGCACAAAAUUCAGUUAUUCUAAGGAACAUUUUGAUAAAAAUCUGAUAAUGAUUGGUCCUGGCACCGGAAUUUCGCCAUUUAUUGGAUUUUUGACUCAAAAACAGGAAAAUGGAUGCAAAUCUCGAGCUUGGCUGUUGACUGGAUGUCGUUACCGCGAAAGAAAUCAACUUUUUAAAGAUGAAGUUGAAGGAUUUUUGCAAAAUGGAAGUUUGACGAAACUUUCUCACGCAUUUUCACGUGACCCGGACUCAAGUCUUAAAUACGUGCAAGACUUAAUUCGUGCUGAACAAACAGAAUUUGUCAAAUGGCUGAUGGAUGGCGACACAAUUGUCUAUGUUUGUGGCGAAGGAAAGAAAAUGCUGCCGGAUAUUCAGAACACAAUCGUUGCUUGCUUGGUGAAUGUUAAUUUAAUGCCUGAGAAUGACGCGAUCGAAUUUGUGAAAAAUUUGAAAAAGACCGGGAAAUAUAUUGAAGAUGUGUGGAUAUAAAUUGACAAUUUUAAAACUUUUGUUUUUUGAUUUUUUGCACAACUUUCACCAGUGGAAUGACUGAUUUGGCUUCUCCGUUGUUUUUUACGAUGAAUUCGUGGUUUAGAAGUUCAUGACAAGGUGCGCGCUUGUCGACAUCCACUUCCAACGUUCGA